Molecule: messenger RNA, 809 nt
Organism: Ylistrum balloti
Lineage: Eukaryota; Metazoa; Mollusca; Bivalvia; Pectinida; Pectinidae
Exons: 4
Coding region: 1-789 (262 amino acids)
Source: RefSeq, a predicted model, not a curated record
AUGCAGAACCAGUUGUUUAAACAAUUGGUGCCUAAAGCGAGGAAGAACUGGCCAUUUGUCGGCGAUGUUGUAUGCGUGCAGUUGAUGGGUGAGGGAGUAUUUCCUGUUCCGUUUCUCAAAGAUGCAUCCUAUUAUGACCUCGGCGGUGUUAUCGUAAAGGAAGCUCGAUCACCUUUUGAAAAGCUUCGCCGACGUGUUCCGGGUGCUAUGGCAGUCGGGCGUCUGCAGGAUUUUGUUGUUAAGGAAAAAUCCUCGUUCCUGAUGGAGGACAUGAAACCGGUACGAGAGGAAGGCUCGACAUUAAAUCAAAGCUACAGUUUCUCAGAGAACGAUAUGCGAAAUGGACUGAAAAAGUCGAUAAGUGUUGAAGUAAAUGGUUGUUACAAAAAGUAUUAUCCUGUCCUUCCGGAAGUAAACUCUUUACUAGUAGACAUCCUCAAUAAAGGUUUUCACCACCUGACCAAGUUUUACCUCAUACACACGGUAUAUUACGCCACGUCAGUACGUAUUGACGUCACUGUAGGCGAUGAGAGGGACCAAUAUUACGUCCACGAUACCAUUCCACUCGGAUUCAAACUGCGCAAGUACAAUUUUGCACAGGACGGGAAACUUACUAAAUACAAGGACUUAUCCGACCAGAAAUGGAUGGUUACGUGGAUAGAAAAGUCCAAAAUCAGAACUCCAAUGGAUCGUCUUCCAAAUGUUCCGCAUGACCGCCCUAGCCACAGUGAAGAUUCUGAUGGUUACGUCACACUUCCCGGCGCACGUGCAGGCACCCGCGACAGCUGAUUGGUGAAUGAAUUCUGUGG